Penicillium argentinense is the source of this 2433-nucleotide messenger RNA. Its product is annotated as lysophospholipid acyltransferase family protein. The transcript has 6 exons. Lineage: Eukaryota; Fungi; Ascomycota; Eurotiomycetes; Eurotiales; Aspergillaceae. Gene Ontology annotation, cellular component: mitochondrial membrane. The coding region runs from base 1 to 2433 and encodes 810 amino acids. The record is from RefSeq and is a predicted model, not a curated record.
AUGCCGCCCCCUAAAUCGGCCGUCAGUGACGAGGCUCCGGAUUUGGAGAUCGUGGGCAAGCAGGUGACGAUCCAUCCGUCGGGCUUCACUGGUGGCCCUGGAGCUCAAGAUGACACCAUUACCGAGCGCAACCUUGUUCAGCAUAUGGCCCGAUUCCGCGAAAACCCCCUCGACUUUCUCCGCGAGAUCAGCCUGUACAUGUCCGGCAUGGGCUGGCGCGCAUACGACGAUGUGAUCGGACAACCAGUGUUCUACUCGGGAUUCUCCGAAAAUAUGAAGACGUCCAUUUCAGGUAGCCCGAUGCUACAGGACAAAGUCAGGGAGCUCGCGCGUACACGUCUGUCGGUCGAGGAGAAGGAGGGGCUAUUGGCACUUAAAGAAGGGGCCAACUUAGAUGAGAAACGAGCACGCCGCCGACACGAAAUCGAGAGCAGCCUCCGAGAAGUGGUGGAUAACAUGAUGGACAACAUGAUUUGCAAGAUGGAGAGCAAACCUUUUAUCCGGGGUGCAUAUUAUAUGUGUACACAGCUCUUGACUCGUGCUUACCACCAGGGUAUCCAUGUGUCCAGUGAGGAGGUCUUGCGUCUUCGAGCAGUGGCCCAAGAAGCCGCCAAGAAGAAGCAGUCCAUUGUUUUUCUUCCAUGCCACAAGUCACAUGUGGAUUAUGUAUCGUUGCAGCUCAUUUGCUACCGUCUGGGAAUUGGGUUGCCUGUUGUUGUCGCGGGCGACAACUUGAACAUCCCCCUACUUGGUCCAUUCCUGCAGCAUGCAGGUGCUAUGUGGAUUCGACGCAGUUUCGGAAACGAUCCGCUAUAUCAUACUGUCGUACAAGCAUAUAUCGACACCAUUCUCCAGCAAGGUUUCAAUUUCGAAUGCUUCAUUGAGGGUGGUCGCUCCAGAACUGGAAAAUUGCUCUCACCCAAAUUCGGAAUUUUGAACUUUAUUGUCGACAGUGUCUUGUCCGGGAGAACAGAGGAUACAAUUAUUUGCCCCGUCAGUACACAGUACGACAAAGUCAUCGAGACAGAGUCUUAUAUCAGUGAACUUUUGGGACAACCCAAACAGAAAGAGAACUUAGCUGAUCUUCUUUCCUCGUCAUCGGUCUUGUCUCUGAAAUUGGGACGAGUCGAUGUCCGAUUUCAUGAACCAUGGAGUCUCCGUGAAUUCCUUAACCAGCAACUCUCGCGGCUCAACCAAUCCGGUCUCGGUACUAACCAGAAGCUUGCUCAAACCGAAAAAGGCCGUAUCCUCAGAACACUCGGAUAUCGAGUUCUGUCCGAGAUCAACGACGUCUCUGUCAUGAUGCCGCCAGCUCUCGUCGGGACCGUUCUUCUCACUCUGCGUGGUCGUGGUGUCGGCAAGGGUGAACUAGUCCGCCGUCUUGACUGGCUAUGUGAGCGGGUCCGAGCCAAGGGCGGUCGAGUUGCCCACUUCUACCGUUCGCCCACUGAUCUGGUAGUCGAUCGAGCCCUCGAUGUCCUAGGCCCAAAGCUGGUUGGUGUAAUUUCCGGCCUAGCCGAACCGACCUAUUAUGCAGUCGAUCGCUUCCAACUGUCAUUCUACCGCAACAUGCUCAUCCAUUUGUUCAUCACGGAGGCAUUAGUCUCAGUCGCAAUGUACACAAAGAUCAAGCAAGGCGGUGGCCCUGCCAAUCAGCGCAUCACGUACGAGGCGUUGAGGAAUCAGGUCUAUUUCCUGUCUCAGCUUUUCCGUGGCGAAUUCAUCUUCCCCCCGGAGGGUCUGUCGGCCAACAUGGAAAAUACCCUACGCGGCUUAGAGGCCGAUGACGUGAUCAAGAUCACUCGCGACGGCUCCGGCACACCACAAUAUGUCGAACUCAGUGAGGCCGAGCGUCACUGUGGCCGUGAGAACUACGACUUUUACUGCUUCCUGAUCUGGCCCUUCAUCGAGGCCUCUUGGCUUGGUGCAGUCUCUCUCCUUGGUCUUACGCCACCUCUCGAUGGCGGACACAAUACCUGGAUUGACAUGAAAAAGGCCCAGGACAGCGCGCAGCUUCUUGGAAAAACGCUCUAUCAUCAAGGAGACCUUUCCUACUUCGAGGCUGUGAACAAGGAGACUCUUCGAAAUUCAUAUCAGCGCUUUGAAGAAGAGGGAAUCAUCCUCGUGGCCAAGGACAAGGAAUCUCGUGCCGGUCCAUCGCUCAAACUAGCGCCUGAAUGGACACCAGAAAGAGACCCUACCAGCGGGAGAGUCUUGGACCGAGGAAAACUCUGGGACUUUACUGAACUCAUUGCCCAGUCCCGUCGUGAGGGCAAAAACCGUCGCGAUGGCGCCACUGUCUCCUCGCGUGUCUUGACCAUGUCGGACAUUGUCGGUCGCCAGCUAUUCUACAAUGCUGCAGCUCCGCCUCCAGCUGGUGUCUCAUCCCGGCAGAUGCGCCGAAAGGCCAUUGGAACAGAUGCGAAGCUCUAA